Messenger RNA from Solanum lycopersicum (tomato), 740 nucleotides. RefSeq lists its product as uncharacterized. NCBI's taxonomy places the organism in Eukaryota, Viridiplantae, Streptophyta, Magnoliopsida, Solanales, Solanaceae. The record is from RefSeq and is a predicted model, not a curated record.
AAAAUACCUUUGUCAUACUCAUUUCUACUUUGACAGAUUGAAAAGGAAUCCAAUUACUUUAGGAAAAUGUCAUCUCAAGUAACAGAAAAUCAACGUGAAAAUGCAGAGAUUUUCACUGGCCCAACGAUCUGCAAGCAGAAAUCUCAACAACUUUUGGAGCAAAUCAAUAUGCCAAAAGGGCUUCUUCCAUUGGAUGAUCUAAUAGAAAUAGGACACAAUAAGCAAACCGGAUUUGUAUGGCUGAAACAGAAGAAGGCAAAAGAAAAUCGGUUUAAGAAAAUCGGAAAACUUGUCUGGUAUGACACCGAGGUCACCGGAUUCCUUGAAGAUCGCCGGAUGAAGAAACUCACCGGCGUUAAAAGUAAGGAACUGUUGAUCUGGGUAACAAUUUCUGAUAUUUCUAUUCAGGUCUCUGAUUUAGAGAAAAUUACAUUUGCUACCCCUUCUGGAAUUUCUAAAGCUUUUCCGGUGUCUGCGUUCGAGGAGUGAGGGGAUGAGAUUGGUUCUAUCAUUUUUAGUUUUUGGUUUAAUAAUAUUGUUCUAUUUUUAAAGUUGUGAAAUAAUAAUAGAAAAGAAAUGUGAAAAUGAAAUUAGUUAUUUUUAGUAUGAAGUCUAUGUUGUAUUGCCAAGUAUAAAUCAAAGGUCCAUGUAGGUUUACCCAGACUGUUACAAGCCAAUCUUUUCAAUGGCACUUUAUUGUAUUCACCUCUCAAUUCUUUAUACAUCCCUUUAAUUCUAUA